GCGGAGUCCGGGGAGAGCGGAGGCGCAGGCAGCGGCCGAGCGGAGCGGACGCGCCCCAUGGGGAACACGCUGACCUGUUGCGUGUCCCCCAAUGCCAGCCCCAAGCUGGGCCGGCGUACGGGGCCGGCGGAGCCCGACUACGAGUCCGAGACCUACGAGGCGGCGGCCGGGGACGCGGUGGCGGUAGCGCCGACGCCCGCUGCUGCCGUGGAGCCCUCCGAGUUGGAUUUCGGAGCCGGCGAGGGGCACCACCUGCAGCACAUCAGCGACCGAGAGAUGCCCGAAGAUUUAGCUUUGGAAUCAAAUCCUUCUGACCACCCCAGGGCAAGCACAAUUUUCCUCAGCAAAUCUCAGACAGAUGUGCGUGAAAAGAGGAAGAGCAACCAUUUAAACCAUGUAUCUCCAGGGCACCUUACUAAAAAGUAUAGCUCAUGCUCAACAAUAUUUCUAGAUGACAGCACAGUCAGCCAGCCUAACCUUAGAACCACAAUAAAAUGUGUGACCUUAGCAAUAUAUUACCACAUAAAGAACAGGGAUGCAAAUAGAUCCCUGGACAUUUUUGAUGAGAGAUCACAUCCACUCACAAGAGAGAAAGUUCCAGAGGAGUACUUUAAGCAUGACCCUGAACACAAAUUUAUUUACAGAUUUGUCCGUACACUUUUUAGCGCUGCACAGCUGACAGCAGAAUGUGCAAUAGUGACGUUGGUUUACUUGGAGAGACUCUUAACUUACGCUGAGAUUGACAUUUGUCCCACUAACUGGAAAAGAAUUGUUUUGGGAGCCAUUCUUCUUGCCUCUAAGGUGUGGGAUGACCAGGCUGUAUGGAAUGUGGACUACUGCCAGAUCCUCAAGGACAUCACCGUUGAGGACAUGAAUGAGAUGGAAAGGCAUUUCUUGGAGCUACUCCAGUUCAAUAUUAACGUUCCUGCCAGUGUUUAUGCCAAAUACUACUUUGACCUUCGCUCCUUAGCAGAUGACAACAACCUGAAUUUUCUGUUUGCUCCUCUCAGCAAAGAAAGAGCACAGAACCUAGAGGCCAUUUCAAGAUUGUGUGAAGACAAAUACAAGGACUUGUGUAGAGCCGCGGUGAGAAGAUCUUUAAGCGCUGAUAAUUUCAUUGCUGUCCGGCGCUCUAACGCCAUCCUCUCGUAAGAGAGCCCCGAGGAGUGAGAGCACCAGGCUCCUCAUUGACAAAGACUGCAGAAAGAUCCCCUCUCCCGGCCAGAGACCUGCAGGGGGACUCCAGCCAAUGGAAAGAACUCAGUCUGGACAGUGAAUGCUGACUCCAUAGGAAAGAAUGGGACCUUGUCAAAGCAACCACUCUCUGUCCUUUGUAAUGUAAAGUUACAAAAACCACUCCAAAGCAAAAGCUCUGACCACACACAGAUAUUGCUUACCAUGUAGGCUGAUGGCUGUGAAAUAUGUGAGGUUUUUAAAUUGUUUCAACUUUUAGACUUUUGUUUGAGACAGGGUCUUAUGUAGCCUAGGCUGGCCUCAAACUCAAUAUAUGACUGAGGCUGGCUUUGAACUCCUAAUCUUCCUGCCUCUACCUCCCAAAUGCUGGGAUUCCCAUGCCUGGCUCAGAUUUUUAGACUUUAAAGACACUAACCAUAUA
Molecule: messenger RNA, 1615 nt
Organism: Microtus ochrogaster (prairie vole)
Lineage: Eukaryota; Metazoa; Chordata; Mammalia; Rodentia; Cricetidae
Gene: Ccnyl1
Product: cyclin Y like 1
Biological process (GO): regulation of cyclin-dependent protein serine/threonine kinase activity
Molecular function (GO): protein kinase binding
Source: RefSeq, a predicted model, not a curated record